AAAAUGUACGAGUGUACGACUCGUAAACUUACUACAGUUGUAAUAGGUACUACACUUAACAUCUACUUUCGGACAUUUUGUGACGUCAGUGUGAAGUGUGUUGAUUUUCGUUUUCUGACGACGUUAUUGCCUUAUCGGACACUGAAAUUCGAAUUAAUAACUUUAUUUCUGAAAAUACAUUUUUGAAACGUACUUAUUACUUCCGACGAUAUAACAGUCAAUGUACAAUAAUCAUCAUUCACGAAUCACUAUAGAUAACUAAUAUAAUUAAAUUUAUAUUUCACCAAGUCAAUUAUACCUGUAUAUCUACCGAGAUCAUCGUAGAGUUUCGGUGAAAUCGCUAUAACCGUUGAUUCGAAUGCUGUACUUCACUCAUUUGCUGGUGGUUAACCGUGCUGUUAUAAGCUCGGGUUUUCGUAUUUCGCGUAUCGCCAAAUAAUAAAUAUCACGUGCCCGUAUAAAUAACAUAUUGUACAUGAAUUAUAAUCAUCAUGCCUUGGUGUAUUAUAACUGGUUGUAGUAACAAUUUGAAAGCUACAAAACAACAUGACAAAGAUGUGUCAUAUCAUAUUUUUCCAAAAAAUCCACAACGACGUAAUGCUUGGAUGAACAAUAUUAAACAACCAUUUAAGUUUAAUGCAGAUACGUCUUACGUCUGUUCUAAACAUUUUGUUUCUGAUGACUUUGAAUGUAAUAGUUUAAAAGAACAAUUACUUAACAUUAAGGUUAAGAGACAACUGAAAAGAACUGCUAUUCCAUCUAUUAAUAUGCCUAAUACUUUAGAAGAAGAAAAAUUAACAAAUAAUGUUAAUGAUCCAGUUGCAUGUUUGACAUUUAAUAAUAGAUCUGAUGUGCAAAAAUGUUGUGCCGUUUCCAAUUGUAACAGUAUUAUGCAUAGUGAAUCAGAUGAAUCAAAUCAGAUGAGGAACAAUAAAAUUAUGUUUCAUAAAUUCCCAACUGAUACUGUAAUAUUAGAGAAAUGGUUAAAGUUCUGUAAUAAUUAUAAAACAAUUUCGCAUGAAUAUCAAAAUUUUCUAAUAUGUUCAGAGCAUUUCAACAAGGAUAAUUAUGAAAACAAAUAUACGAAUGAGUCAUCACAUCCAAUAAAAGUAUUAAAAAAAGAUGCAGUACCGACAUUAAAUGGUGGAAUUAAAAAUGUCGAAGAAGAUUUAUCAAAGUCAGAGCGUAAAAAAAUUGUGGAGAAAUUGUUAGCAGAUUAUGAUGAGCAUCAGAAAAAUGAAAAGAAUUAUUUGAAUGGCAUGGUAACAAAAUACCCCAGUUUUUUUUCUCCAAAAAUUAAUUCAAAUGCUAAACUUGGUGAUAAAUUGAAAUUGUUAAAGUCAAUGGAUAAUCCAAUAACCUAUCCUCCUUCUAAAAAAAAGAAAAUAUCUACAGCACCAAAGUUAGAUACAGAACUAGAAUCGCCAUUUAUUAAUAAAUUAACUCGAAAAGUGAAUCAAAAUAUUCAAGUAACACAUGUUAAAGGUGGAGUUAUGUUACAUGCUUUACCUAAAACAGCUAAUCAUGUUAAAAAUUCACAUUUGGAUAAAAUUGUUACUGAUGAAGAACAAGAAAUCAUCAUUGUCACAGAAGAUGAAGCUAGCCAUAUAGAUCUGUCUUCAUACGAGGAAGAAGUUAAAGGAAAUAACACUGAAGUAAUUAUAGUCACAGACGCAAAAGGAACCGAAAACGUUUUAAAGCAUGUAAAAAGUGUACCUAAAAAGAGUUUAAAUAAUAAAGUUAAUAGUGAUAAUAAGGGUGAAAAACUAUUGCAAAACAAUGGUAGUUUAUGCAUACCUUUGAAUAUAGGUAAAGGUUCAUUAAGCCAAGAUAAAGGUUGUCAAGUAAUAAUUCCAUGCCAAGGUUGUGAAAAUAGAAGUCUUAAAAUCAAUAAACUUUUAAGAGAAAGAACAAGAUUAUUAAAAGAUCUAAAUCAAAAUGGUACAUGGAAGGAUCCAGAUGAAAUAAAUACUUUGAAAAAAAUGAAUGGUGUUUUGUCCUUAUUAUUAAUGCAGUGUAUCGGCGAAAAAAAUGGUAAAAAGACUCAAUCUAUACGAGUAGAUUUAGUACAAGAUUCCAUUGAGAGAAUUGAUCGUGGAUGGUCAAUGCAAGACACAUCAGAAACAUUAAGUCAAGUCUUGAGUAAUAACGCUUAUGACGAAUUCGCAAGAGCAUUUGAAAUAAUUAAUGAAAUAUAAUGCAAGAUGUAAUUUGUUAUAGAUUGAUCUUAAACUUUCUUUUAAUUUAUGUUUAGUAUUUACUAGACUAUACUUCAUUAGUUGAUUGGUUUGCAUAGAUAAUCUUUAAAUUAUUUUUGAUCACAGGGUAAUAACAAUGUCAAUGUUAAUUAAUGCAAUUAAUUUCCUAUUAAAUGGGCUAUUUUACAUUACUGAAUUAAGCAGACUAAACUAAAAAAAAAGAGAGAAAGAUAGGAGUUUUAAAACUUUUACAUUUGUUGUUUAAAUUUGUUACAUUAUUUAUAAGUGUUUUAUGUGUUAUUGUAUUAAAUUAUAUUAUAAUAUUUAAUUUUAAUAAAAUUUGUUAUUAAUUGGCAAUUAAUGUAUGAAUAAAAGCUGUUGAAAACCA
This is a messenger RNA of Aphis gossypii (cotton aphid), 2586 nucleotides long. RefSeq lists its product as uncharacterized. The transcript has 6 exons. The record is from RefSeq and is a predicted model, not a curated record. Lineage: Eukaryota; Metazoa; Arthropoda; Insecta; Hemiptera; Aphididae. The coding region runs from base 492 to 2198 and encodes 568 amino acids.